UUUCCUUGAUUUAUUCUUUAUCACUGGAUCCACUCAAUUUUUAUCUUUAAUAUUUGCAGUAAUUUUGCAGUUAAUGCUUUUUCUGUAACAAGCGUUUUAGCAACUGUCAGUUUGUUGCUCCUGAGAUAGGGAAUUUAAACUCCUCAUGACCCUGUCCAGAGCCUGAAGUUCUUUGAGCAUCCAUAUCCACCCUUUUUUUCAAGCCUUGCAGUGUGGGCACCCGGAAGUAGAGUCCAGUGUUCAGUUUUAUAUCGGUUUGUGGAAGAAAAAGAAUCACUCAAGGAUGAGUUUUGGCUUUUGCCAUAGGCAGGGGGGCAGCUCCAGGUGAACUGACUUCUUGUUGCUUCUUAAAGGGCUUUUUUUAUUGUUAUACCAUUUACACAUUGGAAGUCAAUUUCCACAUCUUAUCUGAAGCUCUUCAAAGCAGACAAAUGCCAAAGCAAUUUUUAGUCACAGAAUCUUUCAGUUUUCCGAGUUCUUCUACAACCAAGUUUUGCAUAGGCCUUGAUUUAUUGCCAGACUUUCUUUGGACCACCAGCUUCCAAAUAAUGAUAAGAAGACUUCUUAUUAAUUAUGACAGCUUGGACUUAGUUUAGACUUGUUCCCAGCUAGCUCUUAAAACUCAAGUUAAUCCGUUUCUAUUAAUCUAUGUUUUGCUACGUGGCUUGUUACCUUUCCUCCAUACUGUACAUCUGACUUAUGCAUCUUGCUUAGUGAAUCUCCACCUCUGUGAUUCUGUCCUAGAGUUCCUGUCUCUGCCCAGAAGUCCCGCCUGUCCUCUCCUGCCUAACUGUGGGCUAUUCAGCUCUUUAUUAAACAAAUGAGAAGUUGCCCUGGCAGAGACAUGUCUUCACAGCAUUGAAUCUUUUAGGAAGAACUCAGAUAAGAUUUACACACUUCAAACAAAAGAGUGCAGUGACCUAUGAUGAUGUGCAUGUCAACUUCACUCGGGAAGAGUGGGCUUUGCUGGAUACUUCUCAGAAGAAUCUCUACAAAGAUGUGAUGCUGGAGACCUACAGGAACCUCACUGCUGUAGGCUACAGUUUGGGAGACCAUAAUAUUGAAGAAUAUUGUCCAACUUCUAGAAGACAUGAAAGGCAUGAAAGAAAUACUGGAGUGAAACCCGGUGAAUAUACUCAAAGUGAUAAAGCCUUUGCAUAUGAUGGUGGUCUUCAAAGACAUGAAAGAAUUCCUACUGGAGAGAAACGCAAUCAAUGUAGUCAGUGUGGUAAAGCCUUUGCACAUCACAGUUAUCUCCGAAUACAUAAAAGAACACAUACUGGAGAGAAACCCUGCGAGUGUAAGCAAUGUGGUAAAGCCUUUGCACAUCUCAGUAGUCUCCGAAGACAUAAAAUAACACAUACUGGAGAGAAACCCUACAGAUGUAAUCAGUGUGAUAAAGCCUUUUCACAACCCACUAGUCUCCAAAUACAUAUCAGAACACAUACUGGAGAGAAACCGUAUGUAUGUUAUCAAUGUGGUAAAGCCUUUUCACAACACAAUAGUCUCCGAGUUCAUAAAAGAACACACACAGGAGAGAAACCCUACAAAUGUAAUGAAUGUGGUGAAGGCUUUGCACGCCACAGUCACCUUCAAAGGCAUGAAAGACUCCAUACUGGAGAGAAACCCUAUGAAUGUCUUCAACAUGAUGACGCCUAUGCACAUUUCUAUACUCUUCAGCAUCAUGAAAAAAUUCAUACUGGAGAAAAACCUUAUGAAUGCACUCAGUGUGGUAAAACCUUUGCACAUAACAGACAUCUUCGGAUGCAUAAAAGAACACAUUCUGAAGAGAAAGCCUGCAAAUGUAAUCAGUGUGGUAAAGCCUUUGCACAUAAGAGUUAUCUCCGAAUGCAUAAAAGAAUACAUUCUGGAGAGAAACCUUAUGAAUGCAGUGAAUGUGGUAAAACCUUUGCAUAUCAUAGUUAUCUCCGAAUACAUAAAAGAACGCAUACUGGAGAGAAACCCUACGAAUGUAAUCAAUGUGGUAAAGCCUUUGCACGUCACACUAGUCUCCAAAUACAUAAAAAAACACAUACUGGGGAGAAACCAUAUGCAUGUAAUCAGUGUGAUAAAACCUUUGCACAUCACAAUUAUCUCCGAAUACAUGAAAGAACACAUACUGGAGAGAAACCCUAUGAAUGUACUCAAUGUGGUAAAACCUUUGCACAUCACAGUAGCCUUCAAAUACAUAAAAGAACACAUGCGACAGGAAACCCUGUGAAUACAAGCACUGUGGUUAAACCUUUGCAUGUAACAGUAGUCUUCGAAGUCUUGAGACAAAAUCAUACUGGAGAGAAUCCCUAAACAAGUAGUCAGUAAAGUGGUAAAGUCUUUGCACUUCAUGGUAGUUUUCAUAAAAGAGAAAAAGCUUUAGCUUGUAAUCAAUCUGUGGACAAAAGCCCUAUGAAUUUAAACAAUAAGAUAACCCUUUUAGAUUUCACACUUCAAUAAGAUGAAAUAGCUCAUGUAGGUGUAAAACCUGGGUGUGAUUGUUCUGCACCCUUCAAGUCUUCCACUCUUGCCUUUUUUUGGCAAUUACAUGUAGCUGUCAGUGACAGCACUCUGCAGGCUCCCACUUGGUGGUCUCCACAUGAGCAUUAGCUCUUCUGUCCCCACCUGGUCAUCCCUGUAACCUGCCUGUCUGGUAGGAAUAAGGAUAUUCUAAAGAGACAUUUAUAUCUCUCCCAUUGGCUGGUGAAAUAGUACACCCCAUGAAAUUCUGAUUUCCCGGGAAUCUCAUUCUGGGCAAAGACUGAGUCCUUCAGAAGAAAACUUCUCUGCUGAAGAAACAUUUACUCCUUAUCUGAAUACCCUGUUCCAGAGAAAGCUGAGAAUUGGGAGGGAUUUGGGCAUGAGAAAAAUUUAUUUUAUGGCUUUAUGAGCUUUCUCAGUUGUGCAUAUCUCUUGCCUUCUAACUAAGGAUGGAUUGAUUACCUUAUAUCUUCAUAACUGUUCCAAAUUAGUCAUACUGAAUAAAUAUCAUGUUUUAAUUUUAA
Molecule: messenger RNA, 2996 nt
Organism: Cricetulus griseus (Chinese hamster)
Lineage: Eukaryota; Metazoa; Chordata; Mammalia; Rodentia; Cricetidae
Source: RefSeq, a predicted model, not a curated record